Molecule: messenger RNA, 534 nt
Organism: Eruca vesicaria subsp. sativa (arugula)
Lineage: Eukaryota; Viridiplantae; Streptophyta; Magnoliopsida; Brassicales; Brassicaceae
Source: the annotation of a GenBank genome assembly
AUGCUAUCAACUACUGACGCUGAGUUGCUGAUGAGUGUUCACGAGUGGAACACAUACCCGGAAUUAUACUUAGUGUUUAGAGCUGAGGAUGUUGCUAAGUACCAAUUCAUAUGCAGGGCUCCAUUUACAAUUGGAAGGUUUAGAUUUCUUGGAGAUGGUGUCACCGAGGAACAACAUAUGGCAACGAUAAGUGAGAUGAUGAGGAAUACCGAGCUAAAGUGCAGUGCUCAAAUACAUUCUGACGUUUAUAAUGAAGAAAAACUGGUCCUCAUUUACCAUUUCUCCAUGGAGCUGGAGAAACCCAAAAACAGUAUUGACCUAAAUGUCGGAGCUGAUGCUGAUAUGAGUGAUCACAUGGUCCCUAACGUGGACUAUAAUGCGGAUAUAAGCCAGCCGAUACCAGAAUUACUUCCAUUCAUUGGAAUGCCUGGUUAUGGUAUGAGACAAGAAAUCGGUGAAUCCUCCAAGGUAGGGGCAAAUGUGGCAAACAUAAAGCUCGAAGUUAGGGAGGCGACUGCACAUGAACAAGAAUAG